AUGGGGGGGUGGAAGGAGGCGAUGCUGGAGGCGAUGCUGUCGGCUGUGAGCAUCAACCCCGACCAGCCUCUCUACCCCCUCCACUUCGCCUGCGCCAACGCUGACCUCGGGCUCGUCAAGAAGCUUCUCGAGUCUCGCAGCCAACAGGUCAACCAGCAGUUCGCCGACCUCCCCAACGGCUCUCGUCCCCUCCACUGGGCCGUGUGCUCCGGUAGCAGCGCCAUCGUCCAGUACCUCCUCGCAAAGCAUGCAGAUGUUAACCAGCCCAACAAGAACGGCUCGACGCCUCUCCACCUCGCAUGCCAGGGAGGCUCCGUCGAGAUAGUCACUAGGUUAGUGCAGGCAGGGGGGAAGACGAGCGUGAGAGACAAGCACAACAAGCUGCCUCUCGACUACUGGAUGAAACAUGGCGAGCCAUCAGCAAGAUCCGCUGAAGCAGCCUGGAAGAGUUUGCAGACGCUCCUGGCAGACGACUCGUCACACCAGCAGUACAAGGCAGAGAAGUUGAAGGAGACGAUCUCGGAUGCCUACGAUCAGCUUCAGGAGGAGGCUGCUCGCUCGGUUGAGCUGCGUGACAGUCCUGACUUCCUCUCCCCUUCUUCCUCUCCUCCUCCUCCGGCACGAGACAAGACGAAGAUUCACUUUCAGGUGGGGCACAGGGUCUUCUCCUCAUCCAGGCACGUCUUGAUGCGGCACAGGAGCUCGAAGCUCACGAGCCUGGUAGAGCAGGCAGAGACUGAAGCAUGCGAGAGCCCGCGCUUGACUCCCACUGCUGGACUGCAUGGCGCGUUCCCGGAGAGGGACGGAGAGCUCUUUGGCAAGAUCCUCACCUUCCUCGAGAGCGGGCGGGCGCCGCACAUGAGGAGUGAGAGGGAAUGCAGGCAGGUGAUGAGGGAAGCGAGCUUCUUCGACCUCCCUGCCCUUGUCAAGCUGUGCGAGAAGAUCCUUGAGCAGUGGCACUUCCGUAAGGUCACCCCCGGCUGCUCCCUCGCCCUCGCCAUCGACGAGGCAAAGGACGGCGAAACUCUCUUGCUCGCUGCUGGUCACUACAAAGAGAAUCUUGUGCUAAGAAAGAGCGUCACGUUGAGAGGAGAAACGCAGCUCAGGGAUCAUGCUGAUUCGAUGCUCGGCUCGAGAAGUCUGCAUGGUGCCUACCACGGCGACCCUCUUCACCACAAGUUUGUUGUGCUGCCGGCCGACGUGCAAGGGGAAGGGAACGAUGGGAAUGGACUACAACGGAGGAUGCGAGGAAGAGCAGAGGAGAUCUGCAGUCGAGCGGAGUUCAUUGGAGCACGGGAGGAUGACGGGAGAGAGUUCUGCUGCCUCGGCCAUGUUGUGAUCAGCGCGAGAGAGCCCGACCGGCCGGUCAUGGUGAUCGAGGAGGGAUCUGUGCUGGUGUCCGACCUCAUCCUGCUGCGUGCCGACGAGGAUUCGUCGAGUCUCUCUCCUCCCUCCUCUACCAUCCUCGUGCAGAGCAAGGGUCUGCUCCUCAUGGAAAAGUGCCUGGUGGAAAGCCAGGGGGACGUCGCUCUUGAAGUCAGGGGGGGCGGAAGAGCCAACGUGAAAGAGUCUCACCUCUCCUCCGGCGUCUCUUGCCUUGGCAGCCUCACGCUUGACGACUGCAGAGUCGCGGGAGGAUGCGGAGUGACGGUGGCAGGAGAAGGAGACGCGUCAGUUAGGAAGACUCGAGUGACAGGAGCGAAGGAGUUUGGCAUUUACGUGAAGGACGAGGGGAGUGGAACUUUCAGUGCAAACGAAGUGUCAGGAUGUGGACGAUCGGGGGUGGCCAUCGCAAGCAGAAGCAAAGAAUGCAGCCUGAGGAUCAACAAGUCGUUUGAGAACAGAGAAGCCGGUGUGCUUGUCUUCAACGGGGCAUCCCCAACCAUCUCAGGGGGGCAGCUCUACAGGAACCAGCACGCGGGUCUCGUCAGCAUUGCUUCCUCCCCGAUCCUCUCGGCCUGUGAGGUCUGGGAGAACUUGGGGUGUGGAGUCUUGUUCGAUCGAGGGAGCAGCGGAAUGAUGAGACAGUGUGAUGUGAGUAGAAACCACAAGAGCGGGAUCCUUGUGAGGAACCUCUCGAGCACGAGCAUCGAGGACUGCAACAUCAGCCAUGGCCUUCACUGCGGAGUCGUCGUCACUGAUCGCUCAUCUCCCUUACUCUCCGACUGUCACAUCCUCGCCAACCGCCGCGUUGGCUUCGCAGUCGGCAAGCGAUCUCGCCCCGUCGCCUCGAGGUGUGUCAUGGAGGAGAACAGCAUCGGCCUCUGCGUGUUUGACCAGUCGGGCGGAAAGUUUGCAGAUUGUCGCGUCACGAGGAACAGAGGAGUGCAGGUUCAGGUCACUCGCUGUCGGCUAGACGGCCCUCUCUUCACCUCCUGCCUUGUCACUGGGGGUCCGUCCUGCGGCUUCUUGAUCAGAGGAGCUGAGAGUAAGCUGGAGGACUGCGAGGUGUCUUCGCAGGCUUCCUUUGGGCUCCUAGCCGAGGGCGACGCGACACGAGUCAAGUGCGACAAGUGCAGGAUAAGCGACAACGGGGGGGGGGGGGUCUGCGCGCUGGACGAGGCGAAGCUCGAGCUGACUAGGAGCAGCGUCGCUGACAACAAGGAGGUGGGGGCCUGCUGCAAGGCUGCUGCCUGCCUCGAGGUCACCAGCUGCUCCUUGGAGCGAAACGUCGGGCCGGGGGUCUGGUUCGCGGGGGGGGGGACGGGGAUGGUGGAGAAGAGCGAAGUGCGGGGGAGCCAUGGCUUCAACGUGGUCUGCGACAGCUCCUCUGCCACCGUCAGAGAGUGUCAGGUGGUGGCCGGGAAGGAGGGAGGAGUGCUUUGCUCCGGAGGAGGAGGAGGCGUCUUCUCGCGCAACAGCAUCUCAGGGAAUCGUCCGGCUGGCUUCAUCGUGAGCAAGGGAUGUAACCCGUCCGUGUUUCACAACUCAAUCGUUCGCAACGAGCCCUACGGCAUCUUCGUGCUCGAGGGAGGACUAGGUCACGUGUAUGCUAACGUGCUCGAGGAGAACGAAAUGGCGCCUGUGCUCCUGCAUGGUACUGCGAGGAGUGUGGUCGCCGACAACAACAUCGCAGGAGGAGCCAACGGGGUUCUCGUUUGCUGGUCCGAUGGCGAAAACAAAAUCCGCAACGUUUCGUCCCUCGAGAUGCAGAGAGUUGGAUUCGGCCAACCAAGUAUGGACAUGCCGACUGUGAGAGAGAGGCUGUUGGACCUCAAGGACGUCUCCAUCAAGGAGAUGCUCGCCUCUCUCCGAGCCCUUCAGUCCGACCAGCAGAGCAGGAGGAGUUCUCAAGCUCAAGCUACUGAGGGCGCGCAAGAGUCGCUUCCUGACAGGCGCAGCCAGCCUCAGGUGUCUGAAGCCCUGGAGGACUGCAUCGAUGACGCUGCUCCUGCUAAUGAGGUUUGGAUGCCACAUGCUGCCGCCGCAAGCGGCGGACCAUCGGACCGGGCCGGGCCCCCUUAUGACACGAGUCCCGACUCGGACGAU
Molecule: messenger RNA, 3489 nt
Organism: Guillardia theta CCMP2712
Lineage: Eukaryota; Cryptophyceae; Pyrenomonadales; Geminigeraceae
Exons: 15
Biological process (GO): ubiquitin-dependent protein catabolic process; protein ubiquitination; protein homooligomerization
Molecular function (GO): protein binding
Source: RefSeq, a predicted model, not a curated record